Messenger RNA from Racocetra persica, 2100 nucleotides. Lineage: Eukaryota; Fungi; Glomeromycota; Glomeromycetes; Diversisporales; Gigasporaceae. The record is from the annotation of a GenBank genome assembly.
AUGAUAUCUCGCGAAAUCCUACUAAGCGAGGCCACGUUGGAUAUCAUUGUUCCAAAUGGUAUUCUUGAAUGUAAUGAAGAACGUGUGCUGUCAAUACUAUCUGCCCAAUCUCGUUCUCAGGUCUUUUAUGAUGAACUUUUACACUUUUAUCUUGUUAUUGGUCUAUCCUCUGAUUCUGCCAUUUAUGAUCUCGCUACUAUGAAUGAGUUUUUUCAUCAACUGGACAUAAAUGUUGAAGCUUCCCUCAAUGAUUCGUACAAUACUUCUGUCCCAUCGCUUUCUUCUAUUCCUAGAUCGUAUCAUCAUUCAAUUAAAAGGUCACGUUCUAGUUCUACCUCAACUCCUCCUUCAAUACCUGGAUCUCCCUCUUCUUCUGAUAAAGUAAAUAAAAUGUCGGAAGGUUCCAUUAUUUAUUCAUGCCCUUACGACCCGAAUAAAGAUGAUCAAAAAAUGGUCGUCGUUAAGUUUAAAGAUAGUUGGACUUGUGUCGUCCCAUUAAGAAUGUCUGUGAAUUUCAUGAAAACACGUUCUGCUAAUCCAAUAUUAUCAUUAAAUGUUUCUGUAUCUUUGCAGCCAUCAUCCUUGAUGGCCCCUAAAGAUGCAUCAGAUUUGUAUUCUCAUCAACUUUUUGGGCAAAUGAAUUUGUUAGCUGGCCUUGCUGAUGAUCCAAUCUUUGAGGAUUCUCCUUUUCAAAUAUAUCCACCUCGUUUACAAGUGUUAGAUUCUGUAAACAAACGAAACAUGUGUGGACCAAUAAAAUGUUUAAAAAGAAAUUGUUUUAAAUCAUUAUCUUUGAAAACUGCAUUAAAUGUUCGUAUGCGAACAAUAAGUGUUUCUCCAUUGGACAACUCUUUGAUGAUUUCUAUUGAGGUUGAAAACAAUAGCACGGAAACACCCGUUUCAUUUGCUGUGGAUUCGAUUAAAAUAGAUGUUCCUCAUAGUUUUGUAACAAGAUACGAAUAUACGCAAGAUAAGAAUGUGAAACCAUCCUUACCUACUCCCUCUACACAACAACAUUAUUCUCCCCCAUCUUUGAUGAGUUCUCGCAGUUCUUCACGUAGAAGUUCUGUUUCUUCCAUUUUUUCUGCUAAAUUACCUUCCCCAUCUCCAGCUGAUGAUCGACAGCGUCCACUUUCCAUCAGAAUAAAAGGUUCCCCCAUUUUAGAAAAUGAGAAAAUACAUGCUAUUGAAUCUAAAUGGAAUUGUAUGCUAGAUCUAGCUAGUUUACUCAAGCGUGAUAAUUCAAUACCUAUUAACAAAUUAAUUCAACAAACCCAGCAAAAUUCAAGAUUUACUGUAUCUCAAACCUCCGUUUCUUCGAGAAAUUCGAGUUUUUUAUCAACCGGUAUAUUAACGCCACUUUCUGCAAAAACUUUUAAUUCAGAUAUACAUUUUAAGAAGCACUUGAGCGUUCCAACUGCACUCGAGUCAAUAUGUAAUGGCAUAAAUGGAACAAAUGGAACUCUAAUUGGAGGUCGUGUUCCAAAGUCACAAAAGGCUGUUAUUGAUGGUGAUUGCGUUGCUGUAUCAUUUUCCGUUAACUCCGAGGUUGUGGUUGGUCAGAUAUUCACUGUACAAAUUUCUAUCUUCAAUAAAUCGAGUAAAAUAAAAAAAUUCACGAUCAAGGUUCCAAACAAAAAUCAACUUCCAAAUAAUAAAUCACCAUUAUCAAUAGUAUCAAAGCUUUCUGGCAAUAGUUAUAAUGAUAUUUCGAUGCUUUCGAUACAUGGCAAUCUAUCGGAUAAAAUUGAACCUUUUAUAAAUGAAUCAGACUUUCUCAAAAAAUAUCUAGAAUUUGAGACUUCUGAUGCUGAUUUGGUUUGUUUGGAGAAUAGCGCUUGUACAGGGCCAAUAUAUCCACUUACAAGUGAAUCUGUUUCAAUACGUUUCAUCGCCGUGAAAGAAUCUUUACAUGUAAUCGAUCUAGUUCAAUUUGUAAAUACCGAUACUGGUUUUGUAACAAAUCUUCGAAACGUUUUAGAAGUAUUAGUUCGUAGUAAAACCAAUAUUACGAUGUUUCCAACAUCUAACACUGAAACGGACAAUAAUUCAAUAUUCAAUGACGUCAUUCCAAUUCGAAAACAACUAGUCGUAUCUUAA